Sitodiplosis mosellana (orange wheat blossom midge) is the source of this 1101-nucleotide messenger RNA. RefSeq names its product N-acetylneuraminate lyase B-like. Gene Ontology annotation, biological process: N-acetylneuraminate catabolic process. The transcript has 3 exons. NCBI's taxonomy places the organism in Eukaryota, Metazoa, Arthropoda, Insecta, Diptera, Cecidomyiidae. The record is from RefSeq and is a predicted model, not a curated record. Gene Ontology annotation, molecular function: 4-hydroxy-tetrahydrodipicolinate synthase activity; N-acetylneuraminate lyase activity. The coding region runs from base 98 to 970 and encodes 290 amino acids.
GCUGAAGUCUCAAGAGACAGCAUGAGUUCCUACUCGCAACGAAUAAUUAGCGGUUCUUGCAAGUUAAAGUUGAAAAAGUUGCAAAAUUGGUGCGAAAAUGGUGAAGUUUCAAUUCAAAGGACUGAUGUGCCCGGUAUUCACGCCGUUCACCCAUGACAAGAAAACCAUCGACUAUGACGUUAUUGAGAAGUAUGGCAAUUACUUGAAGACGAGUGGAGUGCAUGGUGUGCUAGUCAAUGGAGUCAGCGGUGAGGGAACAUGUCUCCGUCUGGAUGAGCGCAAACGUGUUGCCGAAGAAUGGUUGAAAGUGUGCCGCAAACAUGGAUUAACCAUGAUGCUGUCCAUUGGCGGCACUGGCAUUGCUGAAGUAUACGAUUUGGUUGAACACGCAGAGAAAAUUGGUGUCGAUUGCAUUGUUCUCAUGCCGGAUCUAUUUUACAAGCCACGAAUCGAAGAGGAUUUGGUUGAAUACGUACAGAAUAUCGUCAAAUUUUGCCCAACACGUCCCAUUUACUACUACCACAUUCCCGAAUACACCACCGUGCGCUUGAAUCUGCUCCGCCUGUAUGACCUUCUACACCGUGCUGUUCCGAACUUUGAUGGCAUCUACUAUCGGCACACCAACAUUGAGCUAGCUACGGAUUUGCUGAAGGAAGGCUAUAACGUCAUUGUGAGCACCGAUACCAUUCUAGUUGGCGUGUUGUCUCUUGGCUUUGAUGCAAUUUCAUCGAUUUCUUUGAAUUUGUUCCCUGAAAAUGUUACUGAGAUUUAUGAUCUGAUUCUCAAUGCCAAAUUGCGUGAAGCUCUUGAGGUAAAUGACAAAUUGUAUCGUCGUAUAAAGGAGGUGGUCACAAAAACACAGGACUGGGUUGAAUCCAUCAAAUUGGAAUUCAACAAGAAGACAGACUUCAAAAUUGGCGAAACACGCAAGCCACAUGUCACUUUCAAUUGGUUCAACAAGAAGAACUGAAUUCGAUGAUGGCAUUGAUAACGGACAGCGAUUUUGACAUAUGAUGACACUCAAACUUAUCCACAGAAUUCUGUAAACUUUGCAAAUCAAAAUAAAUAUCGUUCUGAAACUGCAGUUUCAAUUCAAAGAAA